UUUACAUGAGUUUACGCCAAACUUAUAUUGAAAAUCAAAUCUAAUUUAAUAUAUAUAUUGUUUUUAGUAUACAUUUACUUAUCGUUUGUCUCUCUUAUAGACUAUUUUUUCAGCUAUAUUUGUGGCAAACAUUUACAAAUCCAUAGUUUAUAUUAAAUUAAAGUUUAUUUACAAUAAAAGUAUUGAAAAUAUAUUUUUCUAUCGAUAUCACCAUUAAGUUAUGUCUAACCCAUUGAAUGCAACCAAUUCCUCGCCGGUUAUGCAAAGAGCUAUCGUUAAACUGGUGCUUUCGGGUGAUUCCCUGAUCAUCAGAGGUCAGCCCAAAGGAGGUCCACCGCCCGAGAAGCAGAUCAACUUAGCCUAUUUGAUUGCACCAAAAGUGGGCCGAAAACUACCGGACGGGUCGACCACUAGUGAUGAGUCGCACGGAUGGGAGUCCCGCGAGUUCUUGAGGACCAAACUGGUGGGCAAAGAGAUACAGUUCCGCACGGAAUAUAAGAUCUCAAUGGGGAACACUCCUCGAGAGUUCGGUUUCCUCUUUCUGGGCGAUGAGAACAUCAACGAUACGGUUGUGUCGGAAGGGAUGGCAGAAGUGGUGCGCAGACAACAAAACAAAGACAACGCCGAAGUGUUGCGUCUCAUAGAACUGGAAGAGUCGGCAAAAGCGGCCCAAAAGGGAAAGUGGGAUAACGUGUCGACCAAACGGGAAGUGCUGUACGACGUGGAGGAGCCACAGAAGUUGGUGAACAAGACGUUCCCCGGAAUCGUAGAACACGUUCGCGACGGCAGUACUCUUCGAGUGGCGCUCACUCUGGAGCCCAAGAAGAGGUACCAAAUGAUAACAUUAAUGUUGAGUGGAAUCCGUUGCCCACAAACUGGUGAACCCUUUGGAGAAGAGGGCCGUUAUUUCACUGAAUCACGACUUCUGCAGAAAGACGUGGACAUCCGCAUCGAGCAGACGAGUGGCGGCGGAAACAGCGCUGCUUUCGUCGGAUCCCUUACUGUCGGCGACAAAAAUAUUGCCGAAUAUCUGAUUAAAGAGGGGUUUGCGAAGUGUUUGGACUGGACUAUAGGCCUCACACACGACCCCAAGAAGUUGCGGACUUUGGAAAGAGAGGCCAAGACUAAGAAGUUGAGGAUUUGGAAGGACUUCAAGGAAACCAAGUUGCGGACUUUGGAAAGAGAGGCCAAGACUAAGAAGUUGAGGAUUUGGAAGGACUUCAAGGAAACCGUUAGGACUAACGGUUCCAAUGAGAGCUUUGAGGCCAAAGUUCUUGAGAUAGUGAACGGCGACGCUCUCGUCGUACAGAACUUAUCCAACAAUGAGGUGAAGAAAGUGUUCAUCGCUUCCAUACGUCCGCCGAGACUUGAGGGCCAAAGAGGGGACGACGACAAAGAGAAGCGACAGUUCCGACCCCUGUAUGACAUCCCGCAUAUGUUUGAGGCGCGAGAAUUCCUUAGGAAGCGACUGAUCGGCAAAAAAGUGAGCGUAAAAGUGGAUUACAUUCAGCCCAAGACCGACAACUUCGCUGAGAAGACCUGUUGUACUGUUAUUCUCGACACUAACAUCAAUAUAGGAGAAGCGCUGAUCAGCAAAGGGUUGGCCACUGUUGUCAAGUAUAGACCGGAUGACGACGCGAGGGCC
Oppiella nova is the source of this 1645-nucleotide messenger RNA. Lineage: Eukaryota; Metazoa; Arthropoda; Arachnida; Sarcoptiformes; Oppiidae. The record is from the annotation of a GenBank genome assembly.